UUAGAUGCCCAAAUCGCACUCCAGUUCUUGUUUCCGUAAUCAAUCCUCCUCCUUCUUCUUCUUCUUCUUCUUCUCUCAGUUUGAUAUAUCGAUCGCUGCCUUCACAUCCAUCGUCAAGUAAGGCAAGGAAACUCCAUUGAAUGUAUGCAGUAAACUCUGUUUAAUGCUUGGAAUUUAAGAAUCCGAACAGUCGUGAAGCUUUUUCUGGCAUUUUCCACCCCUGAACCAUGAAUGCUAGAAGGGAGUUCCGUAAUAAUAGAGCUGCACUUUUUGAUGGCAUUGAGGAGGGUGGCAUCAGGGCCUCGUCUUCUUACUCCUCCCAUGAAAUUGACGAGCAUGACAAUGAUAGAGCAAUGGAUGGGUUACAAGAUAGAGUCAAUAUGCUGAAAAGAUUGACAGGUGAUAUCCAUGAGGAAGUGGAGGGUCAUAAUCGUAUGUUGGACCGCAUGGGCAAUGAUAUGGAUGCAUCAAGGGGAAUCCUGUCAGGAACCAUGGAUAAAUUCAAGAUGGUAUUUGAGACCAAAUCCAGCAGGAGAAUGUUUACACUUGUAGCGGCUUUUGUGGUCAUUUUCCUGAUCGUAUACUAUCUUACUAGGUGAUUAGUCUCGUGAAUUUGGACCUCUGUUAGUUUUAUAUGCUUAGAACUGGGAAAAGUAUUUCACUUUGUUACUUUAAUCGUUAUUGAUACCUUCAAGAAUUGAUAAUUUGGUAUGCAAUUCGUGUAAAGAUACUUUGACGCUAGACUUUUGGGAUAUGGAAUGGAUAGCAAUUGCUACACCACUUGCUUUACACCACAAA
Molecule: messenger RNA, 798 nt
Organism: Camellia sinensis
Lineage: Eukaryota; Viridiplantae; Streptophyta; Magnoliopsida; Ericales; Theaceae
Gene: BS14A
Product: BET1P/SFT1P-like protein 14A
Source: RefSeq, a predicted model, not a curated record